Mesorhabditis spiculigera is the source of this 384-nucleotide messenger RNA. Lineage: Eukaryota; Metazoa; Nematoda; Chromadorea; Rhabditida; Rhabditidae. The record is from the annotation of a GenBank genome assembly.
AUGCGUUCUCUCAUCGUUCUUCUAGCCCUGGUGGCGUCGGUGGUCGCCUUCACGCAACUGCCUUCUACCUACUCGACGAAGCAGAGAAAGGACACCUGCAAGGACUACUGCAUGGGAAAGUUCAUCGCCGACCAGACGAACUUCAACUUUCUGCUAAGCGGCUGGGAAAUCUGCGUUUGCCCCGUCGCACAACAGAGCGGAAGCUGGUAUAUGUCGAACUGCUACACGAACUGCUACAACCGCUGCCUGAGCACCAACGGGUUGUGCUCCUGGAACCAGGCGUUGAACACCGACUACAAGGGGAGGUGCUGCUCGAACGCCAACAACAACGCAAACAUCAGGAAGCAGUGCUACAACCUCAAGACCGGCCUCUGCUACCAGACA